AUGGGAGUGGUCGAAUCCGCACUUGCGCUCGGCACCGUCGCCGCCGCGGGCACCGUCGCCGUGGGCAUCGUCGCCGUAGGCAUAUACCUGCUGGUCCGCCAGAUCCGCAACGCCCAUAGGGACGGCAACGUCAACCCGAACCCCACCAUGGAAGAGAUGGAGGAGCUCUUGUCCGAGGACGAGAGGCGCAGGGCGCGCGCAGCCGCGCCGGGCACGCAUGAAGGCCUGCGGCAGCGGCGCCCGCGCGCGGAGCAGGAGCGCGAUGAGGCGCAGGAGGAGACGCGGCAAGCGCGGGCAGGGCAGCAGCAGGCGGAGGCAGCGCGGGCCGCGGCCGAGCGCGCGGCCGCCAACGUGCGCGCGGCCGCGCGGGAGGCGGAGAGGGCGCACAGGCAGGGCAUCCGGCCCGUCAUCAUGCCGACGCGCGCGGAGUACGAGGCGACGAAGCGGCGGCUCGAGUACCGCGAGGGGUACUUCCACUUCGCCGUCGCGGGGGUCGCGGGGAGCGGCAAGUCGUCGCUCGUGAACGCCUUCCGCGGCCUGCACAACGGCGCCGACGACCCGCACGUCGCGCGCACGGGCGUCACCGAGACCACGGAGCGGAUCACGCGUUAUUUGGACCCGAACGAGGCGAAUCCGUUUGUGUGGUACGACAUCCCCGGCGCGGGGACGCUCAGCGUGCCCGACUGGCAGUACUUCAACGACCAGGGCCUGUACAUCUUCGACGCGAUCGUGGUCCUGACGGACAGCCGGUUUACCGCGACGGACAUUGCGAUCCUGCAGAACUGCGAGCGGUUCCAGAUCCCCUCGUACAUCGUGCGGUCGAAAUCGCUGCAGCACAUACAGAACGUCUUGAACGACAUGCCACGUGUGAGGUACGAGGAAUUCGAGACGCGCUGGGAGCGUGCGCGCAGCAAGUACAUGGCGGAGACGCAGAAGAAUGUCAGCGCAAACCUGCUGCAAGCGGGGCUGCCGCCUCAGGCGGUGUACAUGGUCGACAAAGAGGUUUUGCUGGAGAUUGCGGAGGGGAAUAACCCAGAGGAGACCAUCGACGAAUUUCGGCUGGUGGAGGAUAUGCUGUUGGAAGCUAGGAACAGGAGAGUGGACGCGUCGAUGAUCCCAGAUGCCUUGGCUGUGACCACGUACCUAAACAUUCAGUUACUGCGGAUACAUGAAAUAAGCCCUUCCCGAGAGAGAGACUCUGCUGCAGUCAGCCCCAUUUGGAGCGCACAUUCAGCGCAGUGGCGUUUGGCACUUUCCUCCAUCUGUGGCGAUAACGGUCAUGCCACCGCGGGCGCCAGACUGCUCGAUGUUACUCCUAUCGGUGGGCGCACUGGCAUGCGUCCUGUCGCACUUCAAGCUUCAGAUCUUCAGAUCUCGGACCUGGCAGGCGUAGAGUGGGAGCGUCGCGCGGGUAGGACCGCCGGCUAUGGGGGGCGCUCCGAGUCGAGUGUGAUGCAAGACGCAGCGGCCGGCCUAGGCGCAAGAGCUUGGACACCGAGGUGCUCGAGCGGCGGUCUGGCCCAGCGCCCGGCGAGUCUCCCCGCGCGAUGGGCGAUCUGGAAGGCCUCCAGACUCUUUGAGACGAAGGGGGCUUUGAUCGGGGCGUGUGGCCUGACGGAGGCGCUGCACGCUGCCGGGUUUGGCAUGCGGCAGGCGGCUGAAUUUUCGCGGAGGCAUACGGGUCCGCGGACAGGCACCGUGUGUGAGAUCCGGGGCGGCGGAGGAGUGCCGGACUGGGCUGCCCUCGAACCUGCUGCAUGCAGAAGAGACGUGCACGGUAGCAGUGCACGGGUCGCGGGGCGUAUAGACGGCGGAGUUACUUGCGAAGUGAACGCGGCCGCGGGCCUCGGCGCGGACACGCCCGUGCGCCCGAUGAGCCGCCAGGACGCGCUCGCGCGCAUUGAGGAGCUCUCGCGGCAGCGCCCUGCGUCCGCCCAGGGGCAGGCGCUCGCGCAGCCGCAGGCAUCUGCGUCAACGGGCGCUUCUGCGGCUGCGGCUGCAGCGAGUGCCGCGCCGGGCCCAGGCGAUGCGUUCGGUGGGGACGCGUUCAUGCUGAGCGGCGCAGACGGCACAGGGUACACGCAGGGCUCGCUGACGCACGAGGGCCUGCAGGUGUUCACGGUGGGCCAUCUGAUGCCGAAGAGCACGCUCGACGACGAGAAUGGUAACUGGGCGUUCGACGCGGCGGCGCUGAGCGGCGUCGUGAUGCCCACGCCGCAGGGCAUGGGCGGCGACCCCGAGCAGGAGGACGAGGGGAGCCCGAAGGCGCCGUAUAGUAUAAGUGCGGCGCAGGCUGCACAGGCCCGCGCGGGCGCGUACGCAGAGGCGCAGGCGGCGGCGCGGCCGGGGAGCGCACAGAAGCUCAGGGUGCGGCGCUCGACGUACGUGCCCGGGUGGGCGGUCCCGCCGCGCGUGCUGCUGGUGGACGACGACGCGGUGAGCCGGCGGCUGUCGAGCAAGUUUUUGCAGGUGUUUGGGUGCACGAUCGACGUGGCCGUGGACGGCGUCGGCGCGGUGAACAAGAUGAACCUGGAGAAGUACGACCUGGUGCUGAUGGACAUCGUGAUGCCGAAGCUGGACGGCGUCUCAGCGACGUCGCUGAUCCGCCAGUUCGACCACAUGACGCCGAUCAUCUCGAUGACGAGCAACUCGAAGCCGAACGAGAUCAUCAAGUACUACUCGUCCGGCAUGAACGACAUCCUGCCCAAGCCGUUCACGAAGGACGGGCUCCUGGACAUGCUCGAGAAACACCUCAUGCACCUGAAAGUCAUUCAGACAAUGUCCAAGGUGCCGCGCAGCCUCGGCAUCCCGCCGCUCUCGGACAGCGGGUUCGACCAGGCGCUGACGAUGCAGGCGUCGACGUCCGUCGCGGACGCCGCGGGCGGGUUCCCGCUCGGCCCGCUCGGCGAGGACGAGGGGAAGAUCAACCCGCUCGCGGGCAUGGGCCUCACGGACGAGCAGUACACACUCAUCCUGCAGCAGAUCGUCAGCGGCGAGUCGUUCAUGGGCAUCGGCCCGCUCGACGCCGGGGACGCGGGCGGCGCGGGCAAGCGCACCCUCGACGACGCGGGCGACCCGCGCAGUGCGAAGCGCAGCCGGUUCGAGGUGGUCGAGUGAGCGCGCGCGUGUCCCCGCGGUGCACCCGCCCUGCCCGAAUACCCAGACGUUAACUUAUUAUCGGAUGAUAGCGUCGGCCGCUUGUGACGCGCUCCUCGCUCCUCGCCCCUCGCCCCUCGGACCCUGCGCGUGCGCGCGGCUGCACGCCUCGACGCGCACCGCCAAUACCUUCCGCCCCUCUCGUCCCCCU
Messenger RNA from Postia placenta MAD-698-R-SB12, 3307 nucleotides. RefSeq lists its product as hypothetical. Bases 1 to 3117 code for a protein of 1038 amino acids. Gene Ontology annotation, molecular function: GTP binding. The record is from RefSeq and is a predicted model, not a curated record. Lineage: Eukaryota; Fungi; Basidiomycota; Agaricomycetes; Polyporales; Adustoporiaceae. The transcript is spliced from 10 exons. Gene Ontology annotation, biological process: phosphorelay signal transduction system. Gene Ontology annotation, cellular component: membrane.